Molecule: messenger RNA, 831 nt
Organism: Penicillium daleae
Lineage: Eukaryota; Fungi; Ascomycota; Eurotiomycetes; Eurotiales; Aspergillaceae
Exons: 2
Coding region: 1-831 (276 amino acids)
Biological process (GO): glycolipid translocation; dolichol-linked oligosaccharide biosynthetic process
Cellular component (GO): endoplasmic reticulum membrane
Source: RefSeq, a predicted model, not a curated record
AUGAUGCUCGCUGCCAUGUCUACCUUGGAAGAUCAAGGAAUAUACUCUUUGGCGGCAAAUUAUGGAGGACUUAUUGCCCGCAUAAUAUUCCAGCCCCUGGAAGAAAGUAGUCGAAAUCUGUUCUCGACCCUUCUCAGCCCCGACGAGCGAGGCAAACGGAACGAGACUCAGGUUCGUGCCGCGAAAAAGCAUUUGAUCGACAUUCUACGCGCGUAUCAACUACUUUCCGUUCUCAUCUUCCCACUGGGCCCUUUAAUGGUUCCACAGGUGCUUCGUAUUUUGGGCGGCCGACAGUGGGCCUCGACCAAAGUGGGCGAUCUGCUAUCGCUCUAUUGUUACUACAUCCCAUUCUUGGCUUUUAAUGGCAUCACUGAGGCAUUCGUGUCAUCUGCAGCUAACCCACGGGAGAUCCGCAACCAAACCGUCUGGAUGGGGGUGUUUUCUACCUGCUACGCCCUGGCGGCCUACUUGUUCUUGGAAGUUGGUUCUAUGGGUGCAUAUGGACUUGUCCUGGCCAAUAUCGUCAACAUGGCAGUCCGAACUCUGUGGAGUUAUAGCUUCAUUCGAACCUACCUGCACGGGCAUGGAGAUGACAUACGUGUCAGUGAAGUGAGCAUGCGCCCGGUCACUUAUGCCAUUGGAGCCGUUGCAACUACGAUCGUGGCUAAGCAGGGGAUGUUGGAACCAAAAGGGGGUAUCAUGCCAGCAAUUUUGUUCAGUGGUGUCUAUGGGCUUUUAGUGCUCUAUAUGGAGAAGCGAUAUGUGGCAGAGCAGUUGGCGAAGUUGCGGCAAGUUAUAUCUUCCCGCUCGAAAAGGACGAAAUCCGAAUAG